CUGUCUACUUUGACAGAGGUUAGUUGGUUCAACACUUGGGAUCAGGAUGCUAACUGGCACGUUGGCUAUCCUAACAUUCAACAGGUUAUCUACGGAUUAACACGGCAUCCAUCCAUCUCAGGGAAGACAGAAAUGUUACUGUGGUAGAAUGGUUUGUGUUUUAAGGAGUGCUUUUUUUAUGAAAUGGUUCAAAUUUGAUCUCUAACUGGAGCUUCACCAAGGAAGUGAUAUCAACCACCGGCCAAGAUGUCAGAUAAAAAGAUGUCAUCGAGCCGCAAGCAACAUCUGAAGAGCUUGAUGCUCCAGAUUGCCCAGGGGCUCAUAGAGGCUGAGGCCAUCCAGGCAGAGGAGGAGAAGAACAGGUACAUGGAUGAGAAUGUCCCCUCCCUCUCCAUCCCUGGACACAUGCAGGAACUCCAGGAUCUGUGCCAGAAGCUCCACCAGCAGAUUGAUGCAGUGGAUGAACAGAGAUAUGACACGCAAAGCAAAGUAGCCAAGUCUGAUAAGGAGAUUGAGGACCUGAAGAUAAAAGUACAGGACCUGAAGGGCAAGUUCAAGAAGCCCGCCCUGAAGAAAGUACGCAUGUCUGCUGAUGCUAUGCUCCAGGCUCUGCUGGGCUCCAAACACAAGGUGUCCAUGGAUCUGAGGGCCAACCUGAAACAAGUCAAGAAGGAGGUCAAGGAGGAGGUGAAAGAUGCAGCUGACUGGCGUAAGAACAUUGAGGACAAGGCUGGCAUGGAUGGCAGAAAGAAGAUGUUUGAGUCUGACCCUUAAACAAGUCCCCCAAUGUCUGUAUUUGUGUUCGUAUGUCUCAUCGACUGAUAACAUCCUCCAUUUUUAAUCUAAAGGGCAGCUCACUUAAAAA
Molecule: messenger RNA, 865 nt
Organism: Coregonus clupeaformis (lake whitefish)
Lineage: Eukaryota; Metazoa; Chordata; Actinopteri; Salmoniformes; Salmonidae
Product: troponin I, fast skeletal muscle-like
Exons: 7
Coding region: 247-774 (175 amino acids)
Biological process (GO): muscle contraction
Cellular component (GO): troponin complex
Source: RefSeq, a predicted model, not a curated record